AUGACCAGGCAGUCCAACUACGAUCUCGCCGGGAGAGCGAUCUGGAAGGACCUCGUGAGCAACCCGGGCCUAGUGUCCACGGAUGCGGUGGUGUCCUUCAGGACGGCCAUGUGGUUCUGGAUGACGGCGCAAGGCAACAAGCCAUCGUCCCACGACGUCGCCCUCCGCCGCUGGACGCCGACGGCCGCCGAUACCGCUGCCGGUCGGGUGCCUAGAUACGGCGUAAUCACCAAUAUCAUCAACGGCGGGCUCGAGUGUGGCAUGGGCCAGAACGAUGCCAACGUCGAUCGCAUCGGCUACUACAUGCGCUACUGUGGCAUGCUCGGCACAGACACUGGAGGCAACCUCGACUGCUACACCCAACGAAACUUCGCUAGCUAG
Molecule: messenger RNA, 381 nt
Organism: Triticum turgidum subsp. durum (durum wheat)
Lineage: Eukaryota; Viridiplantae; Streptophyta; Magnoliopsida; Poales; Poaceae
Source: the annotation of a GenBank genome assembly